AUGCAGAGAGCGGCAGGGCUCCCCGGGAUCUGGCGCAAAUUUGGCACCGGGGAGCGGGUGGGGCCGGCGAGACCACGCCUCCCCGACGUGCCCGACGGGACACGCCCCGCGGGUUCCCGCCCGCCUCCCGCGGGCAAGUUUGGAGACUGGGUCCCAGGACACAGCGGCCCCGCCCCGCCGCGUGCGGAGACUCCGCCCCGCAGCCGGGGUUGGGGCCGAAGAGGCGACUUGGGUGCCCUGCGCCGCGGGUUGGGACCGCGGGGUCCGGGAGGAGGGGAUGCGGCAGGUCCGCCUCGGAAAGGCUUCGUUACAUCCAGCCCAGGCCUCCUUCGGGAGCUCCGGACCCCAGUAUUCAGCUACCGCCUGCGCCGGGCGGCUCGCAUCAUCAGCAUGCCCACACCCGCUCUUCCUUCUGACCUCUUCAUCCCAGUGGAUGGUCCCGUUGCCCACCCUGUCACUCCUGGGGGGAUCCCGGAGAUUUUCUCCACCUGCCUUGCUGCCGCCUUGGUCCAGACCACCAUUAACCUCCUGCUCCUUACUUUCCCUGCCGCGGAGGACGGCGCUCAAGGCAAAAAGUUCAACCUCAUCACUCCUGCCCCCAAACUCUCUGGCAAUACCUAA
This is a messenger RNA of Prionailurus viverrinus (fishing cat), 621 nucleotides long. Its product is annotated as collagen alpha-1(I) chain-like. The transcript has 5 exons. Bases 1 to 621 code for a protein of 206 amino acids. NCBI's taxonomy places the organism in Eukaryota, Metazoa, Chordata, Mammalia, Carnivora, Felidae. The record is from RefSeq and is a predicted model, not a curated record.